Molecule: messenger RNA, 2271 nt
Organism: Vitis riparia (riverbank grape)
Lineage: Eukaryota; Viridiplantae; Streptophyta; Magnoliopsida; Vitales; Vitaceae
Product: L-type lectin-domain containing receptor kinase IX.1-like
Exons: 1
Coding region: 30-2096 (688 amino acids)
Biological process (GO): protein phosphorylation
Cellular component (GO): plasma membrane
Molecular function (GO): protein kinase activity; ATP binding; carbohydrate binding
Source: RefSeq, a predicted model, not a curated record
CACAGUUCCCUUUCCCUUCUCUCUUCACCAUGAUCUCUAUUUUCUUCAUUCUAUUAAUGAUCCCUUCUGCAACUUCAUUAGACUUCAACUUCACCAGUUUCAGUCCCUAUAAUGAUAACAUAACCUAUGAGGGAUCUGCUUAUCCCAGAAACCAAAUCAUCCAACUAACACAAGCUCAAUCAGCGAGCAUCGGUUGGGCCACAUACGUUCAACCCUUGCACCUAUGGGACAAGGCCUCAGGAAAUCUCACCGACUUCACCACCCAUUUCUCCUUCGUCAUAGACACAAAGAACAGGUCUGGUAGUCAUGGUCAUGGGAUUGCCUUCUUCCUUGUGCCUGCUGAUUCACAGAAGCCUAAUGUCAAAAAGGGUCGGGGUCUUGGUCUUGCAAGUGACACCCAGCCACUGAACACAACUGCGAAUCAUUUUGUUGCGGUGGAAUUCGAUAUUUAUAAGAACCGUUGGGAUCCAAACGACACCCAUGCAGGUAUUGACAUCAACUCUAUGCAAUCAAUCCGUAAUGUGACAUGGUGGAAUAGUAUUAUAAAUGGGACGAAAAAUGAUGCAUGGAUCAGUUAUAACUCUAGUUCUAAAAAUCUAAGUGUCGUCUUCACUGGUUUUAGGGAUGAUAGUACUAUUCUGCAGGAUAACCUUUAUUAUGAAGUUGAUCUGAGGCUUUACCUCCCAGAAUGGGUUAGUUUUGGCUUCUCAGGUGCAACAGGAAAUGCAUCAGCCAUACAUGCCAUUUAUUCAUGGAGUUUCAGCUCAAGUUUACAGACUGAUGAAAAUAAAACAAAUCCAACAUCGCCAGAAGGAGAAACGCCAACUUCCAAUCCCAACUCUAAUCCUUCAAGAAAAAUCAAGGUUAAACUAGUGGUGGGAUUGACUGUCGGUGGAUGUGCUUUCGUUGGUGGUUUGAGUUUGGUUUUGUUUUUGUUCUUGAAAAGUAGAAGGGGAAAAGUUGAUAAUCCAGUCAUUGAUCAGCUAUCCAUGGAGGAUGACUUUGAAAAAGGUACUGGACCCAAGAAGUUUCGGUACAAUGAAUUGGCUAGUUCAACCAAUAACUUUGCAGAGGAAGGGAAGCUUGGAGAAGGAGGGUUUGGAGGGGUUUACAAAGGUUUCUUGAAGGAAUUGGACUCUUAUAUUGCUGUUAAGAGGGUAUCAAGUGGGUCUAAACAAGGGAUAAAGGAGUAUGCAUCAGAAGUAAAGAUCAUUAGUCGAUUGAGACAUAGGAACUUGGUCCAACUGAUUGGUUGGUGCCAUGAGAAAAGAGACCUACUACUUGUUUAUGAGUUCAUGCCCAAUGGCAGCUUAGAGUCUCAUCUUUUUAGUGAAAGAAGCUUGCUGACCUGGGAGAUGAGGUACAAAAUCGCUCAAGGGUUGGCAUCAGCAUUGCUUUAUCUUCAUGAAGGAUGGGAGCAAUGUGUACUGCACAGGGAUAUAAAAUCUAGCAACAUCAUGCUGGAUUCAGGUUUUAACGCUAAACUUGGGGAUUUUGGGCUAGCUAGGCUUGUUGACCACGGAAAGGGAUCACAAACCACAGUUUUAGCUGGAACCAUGGGCUACAUGGCUCCAGAAUGUGCCACAACAGGCAAGGCCAGCAAGCAGUCUGAUAUCUACAGCUUUGGGGUGGUUGCUUUAGAAAUAGCCUGUGGAAGAAAACCCAUUAACCUAAAGGCCAAAGAAGAUCAAAUAAUGAUGCUGGAAUGGGUCUGGGAUCUCUAUGGGAAAGGAAAUAUUUUAGAGGCAGCCGAUCCUAGGCUAUGUGCAGAAUUUGAUGCGCAACAGAUGCAAUGUUUGAUGACUGUUGGGCUUUGGUGUGCUCACCCAGAUGGAAAUCUCCGGCCUUCAGUAAGGGAAGUAAUUCAUGUCCUUAAUUUUGAAGCGCCAUUGCCCAUUCUCCCUCCAAAGAUGCCCGUCCCAACGUACUCUAUCCCUGGAGCGAUGUCUGCAAUCUUGCUUCCAGCCUCAUCCAGUACCACCGCUUCUGAGAGAAGUCAAACCCAGCUUUCCAGCUAUUGUACAGAUUCAUCAAAGAUAACAACACCUUCUGCAGCUUCUUCUCCAUCUGCGACACUUAUUUCUGUAACACGUUAAGUUGGUGUAGAGUGCAUUUGGUAGUUUCUUUUCUUUGUGUAUUAUAUGUUUAUUACAUCUAAUUAUAAGUCGAUGUAUAAGCUUUGGAUAUACAUCGCCACACCUCAGAAUGCCUAUCAGUAGUUCCUUUGUAUCUUUUACGUACUCACCAAGAAAAUUCAGCCUUAAUUUUUUA